Messenger RNA from Botrytis byssoidea, 288 nucleotides. RefSeq lists its product as uncharacterized. NCBI's taxonomy places the organism in Eukaryota, Fungi, Ascomycota, Leotiomycetes, Helotiales, Sclerotiniaceae. The record is from RefSeq and is a predicted model, not a curated record. The coding region runs from base 1 to 288 and encodes 95 amino acids. The transcript is spliced from 2 exons.
AUGCAAACCACAAAACUGCAAACGAUUCCACCCAAUGCAUUGAGAAAGGUCCAUUCCCGAGUCAAGUUUGAACUCGAGAUAUAUGGGGAGAGAAGCAGAAAGAGACAAACGAGGCAAUCAAGGCAACCCCAAAUUCAACGCAGAGUUCACGAGUCCUCAUAUCCAUCCGGCCAUAUUGAGAGCCGUCACCGUGUCAGUCGCACCCACAAGAAAUUGGGUAUCGGGUAUCGAGGGUCGCUUAGCUCGCAACCAUUCGUCCCAAUUUCAUGGUUUUUAUUUUCAGCCUGA